CCUUACGUUCUAUAACGUUUAACUUACAAACAAACGGUUAAAAUAUUUAGCAAGGUAAUCGGGGCAGAUAGUAGUAACGGUUGGCUCCGCGCUCAAGUGUGGCAGACUGCAAGCAUGACGAGCGCCGGAGGCUGCGCUCUCGUGCUCAUCUUUUUGAUUGGGAGUGCAUCUGGUCAGGACUAUGAUGUAACAGACAUUCAGUGCACAUUCGCAAGUACCGGCUCAGGGAUCCGUGACUCGGUCACAGCCUUACUUCGGAAGCCCGAGGGCUUCCGCGGAGCACCCUUGUUCGCUGACGAUAGAGCUACAGACCCCGUGGCUGACCCCAUGUGCCAGAUUCGUCCUGAACCGGAGGACCCCACAGGAUUACUCUAUAGAUUACGGAUAGCAGACUUUACAAAAUGUGGAGUGCUAAAACGGAAUGGUUUCGUCCACGUCCGUGUAUGGUUCCCUCAAUUCCCCGGCGUAGUGAUGCAAUCAGAUCAAGAGCUGAUCAUCAUGUGCAAGCCGCCAGAGCCAACCAUCAUAGAGAACAAGGCUGCAGGUUUUGCCGGUAGUUUUCCGCACGGUGCCCGCGUAUCAGGGGUGGUUGAAGAGACUCCUGGCCGGCUGGAGUAUGAAGUAGCGUUGUACAAAGAGGCGCCACCUCUGUCCCGACACUCCAAUCACUCGGUAGACAUGCCCGUUGACCAGGCAGUACCGAUUGGUACAAAGCUCCAACUGCGCGCGCGCAUUAACCCAGAUUCUGCGUGGAGGCACAUAAAGCUAUUGGAAGUAGCUGUGUCCCCAGACCCAGAUCGACCUCACGCUGCCGGCGCUGUCUUGUUGGUUAAGGAUGGAUGUCGCAACCGAGACUUCGCGUCAAUCAUCCCCCACCAGCCAGCGCGUUACCGGGAGCGGCAUAACGAAGUCUUUUUGGAUUUCGAAGCUUUUCUCCUAGCGUCAAUGAAAGAACGGUCUACCCUAUGGAUACACUCCCAGAUCAAGGCUUGCAUGGAGCCCGCUGACUGUCAACCGGACUACUGUCUCGAUUUGUAUGAAACUUCAGGUCAUGGUCGUCGCAAAAGAUCGCUAGCAGGUACGGUGGAACACAAUAUAACCAGCGCCUCUCUGGUGGCUGACAAUGGAAGUACACCGUUCACUCGAUUCAAAGAGAAUCUUGAGUAUUCAGUCAUUAUGCCGGGAGAGCUCUUCCAUAGAACACCCAUAGAGGCAACCUGUGCGACGUCUAUGAUGAUAUCUGUAGCACUAGGCACUCUGCUGUUUAUGUCCGCAUUGCUGAUGUGCUACCUCGCAACAAAAUUAAAUUCCACAAUGAUGAAAAACAGUAGCCUACCUACUAGAGGAAAAGGGUUCGAGCAGAUAUUACGAGAAUUGGCUCACCAUACAAUUCCCGACACGGGAUAUACGGGACGGCCUACUGUACAAUGAUAGAACAAGGUCUAUACCUCGUGAUACGUGCAACAGAAUGUAACUUUAUAAGGAUCAAAUCCAAAUACGUAGCUUAGAGAAACAUUAAAAAAAUAUGUCCUAUAAAAUAUUUCGCUAACCCUAUCAAAAAUAAAAUUAACCUCAAAGUCCUUUUUAACUAAAGACAUUGGGCAGAUUAAAUGAUAUUAUGUUUACUCUAUAAUCAAAGACAAUUAAAGCAAUUUGUCUUUGAUAUAAUGAUGCUGAUGCUUUAGUUAAAUGGUGAACUUAUUAGUUUUAUGAAUAAACCAGCUUAU
Molecule: messenger RNA, 1727 nt
Organism: Pieris brassicae (large cabbage white)
Lineage: Eukaryota; Metazoa; Arthropoda; Insecta; Lepidoptera; Pieridae
Exons: 10
Coding region: 115-1431 (438 amino acids)
Source: RefSeq, a predicted model, not a curated record